Messenger RNA from Theobroma umbraticum, 733 nucleotides. RefSeq names its product centromere protein X. Gene Ontology annotation, biological process: replication fork processing; kinetochore assembly; DNA repair. Gene Ontology annotation, cellular component: FANCM-MHF complex. Lineage: Eukaryota; Viridiplantae; Streptophyta; Magnoliopsida; Malvales; Malvaceae. The record is from RefSeq and is a predicted model, not a curated record.
AUAGUUGGGAAAAAAAUGCCUGCGCGAAGUGACGCCCUACCACUGAGCUAUAGCCUAUAGGGCCUCUUGUUUUGACAGCCGCUUGAUAAAUUAUUAAUAGUUCAUCAAAGCAAUUCAAAUAUAGAGAGGAAGCGAAGAGGCAAUUCGAAAUCCGAGUCACUUCCACCAUGGACGACAACAACACACCCAGUUUAGAUCCUGAUUUGAUUGGCGCCAUUUUCAAGCACAUUUGGGCCAGAAAAGCUCAUGAGCGUGAAAGGAACGGAAUCCAAAGCACCGACGCCCUGGACUCCGAGGUUGGAGCUGGAACAUCCAAGAAGUAUCGACCCACUUCAACUAAUGCAGACGCUCUAAAGCUGAGUUCUGAACUUCUUCGAAUAUUUAUUACAGAGGCUGUGCAGCGAGCUGCUACAAUUGCUGAAGCUGAGGGUGGCACUGAGAUUGAAGCAACUCAUGUAGAAAGGAUUCUUCCUCAGUUACUUCUCGAUUUCUAAGGACCCAGAAUGCUAUCUGCACCUUACCAUGUAGAAGGAUUACCUGAGGAGGUUCUUGAUGAUGGCUGGCUGGUAUACACCACUCUUUUUGUGUUACCUCUCAAGUAUUCUUAAAUUUCUAUAGGGACAAUAUAAAUGCCUUGAAAUAAAUGUCAUACAGGUUGUGGUAUGUCCGGAGGUAUCUGUAACAAUUCAUCAUGAUAUUUCUUCAGGAAAUCUAAUGUAAAAAAAAAAAAAAA